Ilex paraguariensis (yerba mate) is the source of this 788-nucleotide messenger RNA. The record is from the annotation of a GenBank genome assembly. Lineage: Eukaryota; Viridiplantae; Streptophyta; Magnoliopsida; Aquifoliales; Aquifoliaceae.
UGGCACUUCUUUCGCCGCAAAUUUCAGCAGCAAAUUUCGAAGUUUGGCCAAUGCUCAAUACCCUGCCAAUGUGCCACAAACAGUCCAAAAACAUUUUUUCUUCACUGUAGGACUUGGAAGCAAUCCAUGCCAGAAAAACCAAACUUGUCAAGGGCCUAAUGGAACAAAAUUUGCAGCUUCUGUAAACAACAUUUCCUUUGUUUUGCCCACAACAGCACUCCUCCAAACCCACUUCUUUGGCCAAUCCAAUGGCGUUUAUACUACCGAUUUUCCGAGCUUUCCUGUCGUUGCUUUCAAUUAUACGGGCACGCCUCCAAACAACACCAUGGUGGCCAACGGCACCAAGGUGGUGGUGCUACCAUUUAACACCACCGUGGAGCUAGUGCUGCAGGAUACCAGCAUUCUUGGUGCCGAAAGCCACCCUCUCCAUCUUCAUGGCUAUAACUUCUUUGUUGUGGGCCAAGGGUUUGGAAACUUUGAUUCUAAAAAGGACCCCACAAGAUUUAACCUUGUGGACCCCGUUGAAAGAAACACUGUUGGUGUGCCGUCCGGUGGAUGGGUGGCCAUUCGGUUCAGCGCUGACAACCCAGGUGUUUGGUUCAUGCACUGCCACUUUGAAGUUCAUCUGAGCUGGGGGUUGAAGAUGGCUUGGAUAGUCAUGGACGGGAAGCUCCCCAAUCAGAAGCUGCCUCCUCCACCAUCCGAUCUUCCCAAGUGUUGACCGUUGAUUUUGCCUCAUCCGCUAGAAUGUCUGUCGUGCUGUGACUUCCUUGUUUAACUUAUUUGAU